Molecule: messenger RNA, 3166 nt
Organism: Cornus florida
Lineage: Eukaryota; Viridiplantae; Streptophyta; Magnoliopsida; Cornales; Cornaceae
Product: importin subunit beta-1-like
Exons: 3
Coding region: 204-2828 (874 amino acids)
Biological process (GO): protein import into nucleus
Cellular component (GO): nucleus; cytoplasm
Molecular function (GO): small GTPase binding; nuclear import signal receptor activity
Source: RefSeq, a predicted model, not a curated record
UAUAUAUAAUACACACACAUGCACAAACAUAAAUCGAGAUCUGUAUUCUCUACUAUUCAAGAAUUUGAAUCUCUCAUUCACUUACGACUUGGCUUCUCUCGAUAAAGCGGAGAGAAACAAAUUCAGAGUUGGGAGAGGAAGUGCAGAAACCCUAGCUCGUCUGUUUCUUUUCUCUGGUGUUUUUCGUAUAAGUGAGAGAAAGAAUGGCCUUCGAGAUCACCCAAUUUCUUUUGUCCGCUCAAUCGGCGGACGCAAAGGUCCGGACGGAGGCAGAGGGUAGCUUGAGGCAGUUCCAAGAGCAAAACCUAACAUAUUUUCUUCUGUCUCUAUCAUUUGAGCUCUCAAACAAUAACAAACCAAUUGAAUCCCGUAGAUUGGCUGGUAUUCUGCUUAAAAAUUCAUUAGAUGCCAAAGAUGCUGCUAAGAAGGAACAUCUUGUUCAACAGUGGGUGGCAGUUGAUAUUUCUGUCAAAUCCCAAAUCAAAGACCUGCUCUUGAAGACUCUUGGAUCUUCUGCGGCUGAAGCAUGGCAUACUUCUGCCCAAGUAAUUGCCAAAAUUGCUUCAAUUGAAAUUCCCCGGAAGGAGUGGCCUGAACUCAUCAGUGUGUUGCUUGCCAAUAUGACCCAGCAAGAUAUGCCUGCUUCAUUGAAACAGGCAACCUUGGAAACAUUUGGAUAUGUUUGUGAGGAGAUAUCUCACCAGGAUCUUGUUCAAGAUGAAGUGAAUUCUGUCCUCACUGCUGUAGUCCAGGGCAUGAACGUUACUGAGCAGUGCCCUGAGGUUCGCCUUUCAGCAACCAGGGCUUUAUAUAAUGCCCUUGAUUUUGCGCAGACUAAUUUCGAGAAUGAGAUGGAGCGCAAUUACAUAAUGAAGGUGGUUUGCGAGACGGCUAUGGCCAAGGAGGCAGAGAUCAGACAAGCAGCUUUUGAAUGCCUUGUUUCAAUAGCAUCAACAUACUAUGAGGUGCUUGAACCUUACAUGCAGACUAUCUUUGAGCUUACAUCUAAUGCAGUUAAGGAUGAUGAAGAGGCUGUUGCCCUCCAGGCAAUUGAGUUUUGGAGUUCCAUAUGUGAUGAAGAGUUACAGCUUCAAGAUUUUGAGGUCCCUGAGAGUGGGGAUUCUGCUCAUCCGCAUUCCUGCUUCAUUGAGAAGGCUCUGUCAUCGCUAGUUCCUAUGUUGCUAGAGACAUUGCUGAAGCAAGAAGAGGAUCAGCACCAAGAUGAUGGUAUCUGGAAUCUCUCCAUGGCUGGUGGGACAUGUCUAGGUCUUAUUUCUAGGACUGUUGGGGAUGCUAUUGUGGCUCUUGUAAUGCCUUUUGUGGAGGCUAAUAUUUUGAAGACAGACUGGCGAUGUCGUGAGGCAGCCACAUAUGCAUUUGGCUCUAUCCUUGAAGGCCCGAGCAUUGAGAAGCUUUCCCCAAUGGUUUAUGCCGGCUUGGAUUUUCUGCUUAAUGCGAUGAAGGAUGAAAACAGCCACGUGAAGGACACAACUGCUUGGACUCUUAGUCGUAUUUUCGAGUUGUUGCACACUCCAUCUACUGGAUUUUCUGUGCUUUCUCCUGCCAACCUCCAACGUGUUGUGGAAAUUUUGUUGGAGAGCAUUAAGGAUGCUCCCCAUGUAGCUGAGAAGGUCUGUGGGGCUAUCUUAUACCUUGCUCAGGGGUAUGAUGAUGCUGGUACAAGCUCUGCUGCCCUCACUCCAUACAUUCCAGACAUUGUAAGUUGUCUUCUUGAAACUGCUGAUCGAACAGAUUGUAGCGACUCUAAACUCAGAUCUGCUGCAUAUGAAACCUUGAAUGAGGUGAUUAGGUGUUCUAAUCUUAUGGAAACGUCUCAAAUCAUAGCACAACUUCUCCCUGUCAUCAUGAAUAAGCUGGGACAGACUAUAGAGCUUCAGAUUGUUUCAUCAGAUGAUCUGGAAAAACAAGGAGAUUCGCAAGCUCUUCUUUGUGGUGUUCUCCAGGUUAUCAUCCAGAAGCUUGGCAGUACUGAUGAGACCAAAUCCAUAAUACUGCAGGCUGCCGAUCAGAUCAUGGUAUUGUUCCUCAUGGUUUUUGCUUGUCGUAGUUCUACAGUGCAUGAAGAAGCAAUGCUUGCCAUUGGUGCUUUGGCUUACGCCACUGGACCAGAGUUUGGGAAGUAUAUGACCCAGUUUUACAAGUAUUUGGAGAUGGGUUUGCAGAAUUUUGAGGAAUACCAGGUCUGCACAAUCUCAGUUGGUGUGGUAGGUGACAUUUGCCGUGCCUUGGAAGACAAGAUCUUACCAUAUUGCGAUGGAAUCAUGACCCUCCUUCUCAGGGAUCUAUCUAGCAGCGAACUUCAUCGGUCUGUCAAACCUCCAAUAUUUUCCUGCUUUGGUGAUGUUGCUCUUACUAUCGGAGAACACUUCGAAAAGUACAUUCCUUACGCAAUACCAGUGAUGCAGAGAGCUGCUGAGGUUUGUGCACAGAUGGACAACAGUGAUGAGGAGAUGGCAGAAUACCGAAACCAGCUCAGCCGCAGCAUCUUUGAAGCUUAUUCUGGAAUUCUUCAGGGAUUCAAGAAUUCCAAGCCUGAUUUGAUGUUGCCCCAUGCUCCCCAUCUCUUGCAAUUCAUAGAGUUGGUUUCCAGAGACAAAAAGAGGGAGGAGAGUGUGACACAAGCAGCAGUCGCAGUGUUGGGAGAUCUUGCAGAUGCACUCGGUUCAAAUGUCAAGAUACUGUUCAAGGAUCGUGAAUUCUGUAUGGAGUUUUUGGGCGAGUGCCUUCAAUCCAAUGAUAAACAGCUCAAGGAGACUGCGACUUGGACCCAAGGGAUGAUUGGGCGUGUUUUUUCUGUCUAUGGGUAAAAAUUGUCAUUUCUUACUAGCUUCUGUUCGUUCAUGAAAUGGGCUUCUUUUUCUUUCUUUUCAUGAAGGUCAAGGAUGUCAGUGUAUUCAAAACAGGUUUGAUGUAUUGCAUCCUUGUGUCUUUUGCAUUGCAGUUAGAAGUUUCUGAAUCUUUGAAAUGUUCUAUGAUCCGCUUUUCAUGAAUUGGAAAGGCAUUUGUUUUUUUGGGCAUUUGAGGCCACUAGAUUGAAGCUUUCUAUGAGUUGGAAAGUCCUGCUAUUGCUAAGGAACUUUACUUAGUUUAUGAAUCCAAUAAUCAGUGGUUUGUUGGUCAUCUAUAUCAUCUUCUUUCUAUAUGU